Messenger RNA from Pipistrellus nathusii (Nathusius's pipistrelle), 471 nucleotides. The record is from the annotation of a GenBank genome assembly. Lineage: Eukaryota; Metazoa; Chordata; Mammalia; Chiroptera; Vespertilionidae.
AUGGAAAAACCUGGCCUGCCCCCCGCUUGCUUUCCACUCAGCAGCCAGAGGAUGCUUUUUCUCACUCUUACAUUAGUCCCCAUCCAUCCUUUUCCCUCUUUCCUCCAAAGUCACUGUUUUAAACAUUUUCUUGCUAUUGUCCCAGUAUAUCCUCAUGCAAAUACAAACCAAUGUGAACUUAUAUUGCUUCCCCUCUAUACACAGACAGACACUGUGAACAUUUUCCUAACCUUGCUUGUUCCUGUAAUAGCCUAUCUUGGGGAUCUUUCCUAUCACAAUCCUCCAAAGGCUUCCCUUGGCCCCAGAACAGAAGCCAAAGUCCUCCCCUCCAUGGUCACCAUUCUGCCUUCCUCCCUGUCCACUCUGUCCCUUGCCUGCACUGGCCACUCCAUCCAUCUGGCUCUUCCCCUCCAGGAUCCACAGACAGCUUUCCUCUUCACAGAGCACUCUUCCAGAGUUCUGCUCAUUUAG